This is a messenger RNA of Dentiscutata heterogama, 167 nucleotides long. The record is from the annotation of a GenBank genome assembly. NCBI's taxonomy places the organism in Eukaryota, Fungi, Glomeromycota, Glomeromycetes, Diversisporales, Gigasporaceae.
AAUUCAUAGCGAGUCACAUUUACGAAUAGAGCUUAAAAGAACUGAAGGUCCAUUGAGAAGUCAAGAAAAUAGCGAAGGUGUAGAAAAUUUCGCUAAUGUAAUUACAGAAUUAUUGAUGCAAAUAGAAACUCAAAAUGUGGAAAUAAUUGAGUUAAAAAAAAGAAUAG